AUGAGAACCAGUAACAAGAAACCGGCUGGGAAACGGCAGCAGCUGAUUGCCAGCUUUUUUGCGGCGGCUCCGGGCCGAAAACAACAAACCACUCCUGAAAAGGUCCUUGCUGGUAGGGCAACCUCGAGACUUUCAUCCAUCACCACCUCCAAAGGUGCAUUUGAUGAGUUUGGCUCCUCUGAUACAUCCUUCGGGCUGCCUGAAAUGAACAACUUCAGCAAUCCAGUUCUUUCCAAGUUGUCCAGAUCGGCCUCUGCCACUGGUCUGCCAGAAAGGCCCAGGUCCGCUCUGCCCACGAAGGAGUUGUUUGUUGUGGCUGAUUCAGAUGAUGAGAAGGAAAACAGAGUCCCCGGUCCUGCCAAAAAGGCCACUCUAAAACGGUCAGGCUCCUCCAGCUUGACUGAGUUGUUCAAUGGCUCGAAAAGGCCAACAAGAAGACCACAGCAGCCUCUGUUUACCCAGCCUCCACCUACACUGGCUGAAGGUAAGAUGAUAAGACUCAGCGACGAGCAGAGAGCAAUUGUGAACUACGUGGUGCACAAGCAAGAAAACGUCUUUUUCACAGGUUCUGCCGGUACCGGUAAGUCGGUGGUGCUUCGACAUUUGGUGCAAGAAUUGUGUAGAAAGCACGGCCUGAUCAAUGUGGGUGUUACCGCAUCAACAGGGUUGGCUGCAUGCAACAUCAACGGCCAAACAGUACACAAGUUUUUGAGCAUAGGGUUGGGCACAGGCAGCCCGCAGGAUUUGGCUAACAAGAUCAAGAAGCAAGGUGCUGCCAGGAGAAAAUGGCGCUCGAUCAAGGUUCUCAUCAUCGAUGAGAUCUCCAUGAUAGACGGCAACUUGUUUACAAAGAUCGACCAGGUGGCGCAAAUCUUAAGAAGUUCACAGCAGCCGUUCGGCGGCAUCCAGGUGGUUUGCACUGGUGAUUUUUUCCAGCUCCCUCCAGUAUCUCGAGACAGACUGAGCCAGUAUUGUUUCCAGAGCCCGUCUUGGGCAAGAGCAAUGACGCAUACAAUCACCCUUACCCAAGUCUUCCGUCAAAAGGGCGAUACUGAGUUGAUUGACAUGCUCAAUGCCUUGCGUAAGGGCGAGUUGGACGGCACAAUGGUGAUGAAGUUUCAUCUGCUACUGCGCAAGGUCCACUACACAGAUGGCAUAGAACCCACGGAGCUCUUCCCUACAAGGCAAGAGGUCAAGAGGGCUAACGAAUCGAGAUUGCAUCAACUCCCAGGAGUGUCACAAAGGUAUGUGGCGAAGGACAAUGAGCUGGAUCCAUACCUCCGGAAAUUGUAUGAGAACUUGAUGUGCGAGGAGGUUCUUGAAUUGAAGGUUGGCGCUCAAGUCAUGUACUUGAAAAACCAUCCUGAUGAUGUGGUGGUGAACGGGUCGAUUGGCACGGUUUUGGGUUUUAUCGGCGAGGGGCUAUGGGGUACAGUGUGCCAAAUAUUUGGCGUCAGAGAGCUUUUGGAUGCAUCGCCUGAAUUCGUUCUUUUGGUCAGGCUCGUCUGUGGGUUAGUGGGCAAAAGUGAAUACACGGACGAGCAAAGAGCAAUGUUUGCAAGCUUGCCGUCCGAGUGGAAGUCAAAGAUGAGUAAAAUGGCCGCAGAAGCGUUUAAAGCCCCAGCGUCAGACGCACUAUUACCUAUUGUGAACUUCCGUACGUCUUCAGGAUACGCAUUGAUAAUGGUGCGCCGCGAGGAAUUCACCGUUGAUCCCGGCAAGGCAAUGAACUUUCUGGAAAAGAAAGAUGGCAUGAUAAGAGAGCAGCUUCCACUUCUUCUAGCAUGGGCCAUGUCGAUCCACAAGGCGCAAGGCCAGUCGAUAGACCGACUCAGAGUUGACUUACGUAAGAUUUUCGAAAAAGGUCAGGUCUAUGUUGCUCUUUCUCGAGCCACCUGCAAAGACCACUUGGAGAUUCUCAACUUCGAUCACCGACGCAUUGCGGUUUCCAAAGAAGUUCGAGAUUUCUACGACUCCUUGGAGUGUGAGAGGCCUGAAGACGAUAAGCGAAGUGUGAGAUUGACCACCACAGAAACUCAAAAGCUCCGUAGCUUGGCAUCGCUGCUUCAGAGCACCUUAUCCAGAGUCCACAGUGUGGCCUUUCAAGAUAAGCAAAUCUCCAGUGAGACGAUUCUCGAGGAGAUAAGGCGGCUUCUUGAACCUUCCAUAAAUAAGACUGAGGGUGUGGAAAUGCCGGCAAAGAGAAAGCUUCCGGUGUCGAUAGGCGCCACCAGUGGAGGCAGUUACUCUAUCUUUGGACCUACUUCAGCGUUCUACAACUUGGUGGAUAUGUCGAACAACUCGGACUCAGCUGAUCCCUUCGACAAUAUGCUCAUGAACUCGUCGUCAUUGAUCACUUGCCUCGAGAACUUCUUCAAGUAUCAGUACCCAGACAUUGCGACCUUUAUUCACAGAGAGAGUUUUCUUAACGAUUUUCUACAUCCACUGAAUUUUAGGGGCUACUGCUCCGAAGAGCUCAUCUAUGCAAUCGCCGCGUUGGGUGCAAAGUGCUCCGAAGACGAGAAUUUACGUGGAUUGGCGGGCUCCUUUUUCGAAACGUCCAAGACCAAAAUCUUCUCGAAAAAGAUCUGUGUUCCCCACGUCAAUACUCUUCAAGCUCUUCUUUGUCUUUCACUUUAUGAGCUAGGCGACGGCAAUGCUUCCGCAAGCUGGAUGUUGUCGGGUAUGGCAUUCAGAAUGGGGUACGAUUUGGGCUUUCAGUUGAACCCACAAGACUGGGCAAUUGAACAAGGCACAGGCGAGGCUCACCACGCAAUUAUCACAAACCUGGACGUGAUGAUCCGUUCUCGUGUUUAUUGGGGUUGUUUUGUGUUUGACCACUUUGUCAGUCUUCUAAUGGGACGUCCAGUCACGGUGAGAAAGUCUGAAGCAACAAUUCCUUCCAGUGAGCAUCUACCGAACUCCACUGGUAUUGAUAAUUUUAUCUUCCAGCCGACAAAAGACCCGUCCAGUGUGGAGAAUAUCGAUGCCUCACAGUCCUUGGUUUCCUUGUGCUCGUUGAGUGAGUGCAUCGGCCUGGUUCUCACCGAGAUCUUCUCAAAGGACUCAGCGGGAGAUGAUAUGUCCUAUCUCACCAAACGAAAAAUUCACGACUUCAACCAGUAUUUGGCGGAGUGGAGGAGCAAGAUUCCAGUGGAGAUGCGUUGGAACCGAGCUACCUUGAAGAGACAGAACUACAAUCCCACAGUACUGAAUUUCCGACUUUACUAUUAUAUCUUGAUUUUGUGCUUGAACAGACCGUUCAUGAACAUAAAAGUGGAAGACAACCCAUCACAUUCAUUAUGCAAUUCUGCCAUUUCUGAGCUAGCCAUCUGCCUCGACAAGUUUAACAUGUCAGGGAUUCCACCCUCCAUCCUCGUUGUCUACCUGUCGAUCUUAGGAAUUAGUGUCACUUUAUUAAAAAUUCACUCAAAUCCUAUUAUGCUGGUAUCAGACCAGGACAUCGACAACUUGAAAGUGUAUUAUACGACGAUCUCGAGAUCGUGCCAGAACUGGAAGCUCGCCACACGCUCACUUCUUUACUUGAAAAAGAAAAUAGCAGAAUUGGGACUUAAUGACCUCAACAAGAUCUUUACGUCCGCAGCUGAGGCCUACCAAGAACAUCAUUCGCAGACCGAUUGGGACCAACUCUUCGACGGCAUGGAUGCCAAUAUGGACUGGGCCUUAUCAGAUAACGUCUUCUCGAAUUUCUUCGACUUCCUUAACACAGACGACGCGUUAUCAAAGAAGAACUCCGUCACCAAAGAGAAGAACCUCAGUGAUUUGGUCAAAGUUUUCAAUGACACUUCUUGCACAAUCACAGAUUCUGUGAUCAUGUGCUGGAUCCAACAAUACCCAAAGUUAGCGCUUGAUAAUUCCAAGCCUGUCAGAUUACUUGCGCAUCAGGUUCAAGGCAACUUGCUAAGAAGAGUGGGUGGCAAGGAGUUCGGUAAGUACUUGAAAAGCACGAUCCCACUAUGGCUCCUGAGUCUUUAUGACCCUGACUCCCCUGUUGCCAAUGGCUCAUACAGAGAGCUCCUCGAGAGCUUCAAUAAUGAGAAGGAAAGGGUUGAUACCAAACUUUGGCAUGUCUUUUGUGAACAGAUUAUUAAUUUUAUCCACACCAUCAUUUGUGUGGAGUCCGAUGAAAGCUUGUCUGAUCUCAGGUAUGUGAAGAAGGAGGACUCGGUUGCCAAAUAUGAAAGGGCCCUUGUCGGAGCGGUAUCCAUGCUUCGAAAACUUGUCGACAUGAGAAAUCAUGAUACAUCCUUUGUACUCACUGAUGAAUCUAAGAAGCAGGUGGAAGACAUUUUACAUCUGGAGGAGCUCUGGGGGCCAUUGGCUUCCUGCUCUGAUUCGGAGACAAUCAAUGUUGGUCUCUUCAAGACAUACCUUGCACUUAUUAAGGCCAUCUUUAACCUCAACGAAAACCACCCUUUCCCAUUCACAACCGCUUUAGAAGAUGUCAAAGGCCUCUACAAACUCGUCAGCAAGAAGUUCAUUAAGAAUGUCAAACUCAAGGAAACCGAAAAGACUCAAUCUCUCGUCUACUCAAACGUCAUCAUCCAAUUUUGGGAUACCUUGAAUGUUUUGACGUCGUUUUCGAGCAUGGAUGCUGAUGAUAAUAAAAGUCUUAAAAUUAAGAAAAACUUCUGGGAAUUGGCUGGAUCAAAGGCUCAUUCUCGUCUCAUGGACUAUAUCAAAUUGGGCCCCUGCAACUCUGACCCCAUAUUUUAUAAUGUGCUCAAAGCAUUUUUCAAAAACGCAUCUCGGGUGGAAUACAAAGCUGAGUCUGAUGAUACUUUUUUGGACUUCGCGUCCAAUAAGCAUAUUAAAAGCAUCAACAAAGCCUUAUUAUCCCAAUUCUCAAAGCUAAACACAUUGCUUUACAAGAAGUCUGCUAUUGGUUGCAUAUUUACAUUGCUCAGUUUAUCAUCAGCUAAGAGCACUCCUGAGCUCAAGAUGGAAGCUUACUUGACAGCUCUAGAUGGGCUUUCUGCAAGAUCAAGACAAGCAGACGCAAGUACGAAAAAUGAAGCGAUUGAGUUGCUUGCCUCUAACUGUGAAAACUUAAAGUUUGAUGAGAUGGGCGAAGAGAUAUGCGAGUAUAUAACUAGCAGUGGUACCUUCAGUCUUGCGGGACAUUCAUUCAAAAGUGAGUUUGAUCAUGUGGUACCCACCUAUGUUGCCACUCUCAAUGUUGAACAAAGCAACAAGUUGGCAGAUAGUGUGCUUCUUGCAUUGCUGGAUAUCUUUGAGAUUCCGCAGCAAACCAAAGCAUUCGAAGUUUUAAUUUGUUGUUUUCAAAAGGGAUUCAGUCAGGAGACUAAGGAGUGGAUGCCAUUACUUCCUUCAUUUUGCACCCCUAACUUUACGCGCCUUCCUUUUGAAGUCCUCCGCCUUGUCCUCAAAUCCAACGUCGACUGGAUUGAUUAUCAGGAGUUGAUAAGUGAUGUUUUCACGAAAGUCUCAACAGAUGUCAAGAGUGCAUUGCCUGAACUUCUAAAAAUCUUGAAGCAGACGGAGACAAUAUCAGAGAAAGACAUUCCUGAGGUAAAAGAGUAUUUGGAGUCGUUAUCAGCUGCAAAUACAGACUCGUCGCAGGGGAACGACAUGGUCUAUAAUUACAUUGACGACCCAACAAUUCUUCGAAACCUCAUAAUUUCUCCAGCUGUUCGAGCUAACCCAAAUCAGUUUAUUGACGCUACAAUCACGAAGAAGAUAAAUUUGCGGAAUCUUGAAAGUGAUUUGCAGGGAAGCAUUUCCGAAAUAAUUCUCCAAGGUUUGACUACUCUGGAUGUGAGCCGUCUCGCAUCCUUCUUGGAGCUAAUUGGUGAUGUGCCAUUUAUUGCACGUACGCUCUACUCUGGUAUGGAAAAAUCAGAUUCAAAAUUUGAAAAAGUCACAAACUUUUUAUCGCAGUUCCCCAAGUACUUCCCGAUGAAAGAGAUUUCGGAGAGAGUUAGCAAAGCAACAGGCUUAGUGGAUAUCACCACCGUCGCUAUAUCGAAUCCUAUUUUUCAAAACGUUCACUUGGCCAGUCAAUCUACAGAAGAUCCUAUUUUAGACGGCUUUGUUGUCGGCACGGCGAAACUUCUUGCAUCGCAUCUCGAUUCCGCCCAGAGCUCUGCGACGGAUUCAAUAGCAGUGGCCAUUUUGGUGAGUGAAUACAUCGAUGAUUAUUUGUUCUUGGCCAAAUCAAACCCAUCAAUGCUGUCUAUCUUGAAUGAUAAAGCAGAGUUGGACACCUCGAUCAAACGUCAUGUGUUUGUCAGUUCAAGCAACCCUGCCGAUUUUUUGAACGGACAGAUAGAAGAUUCAUCAAUUGAAAGUCAUUUAUUGAAUGUUAUAUCAGCAGAGGGUCCCUUCAACAAGUCUCAAAUCUUCUUCGCUCGCUAUGUGACUCGCCAUCUUGCCACAAGUUUUGAGGUAAUGUCUUUCAAGGAGUUUGAAUCUCUUGAUUUGAAACUCACAAAGCUCGCUCGUCAACCCCUUCUUUUAGCCUCAUUUCUAUCAUCGGCGACUAAGUUUACGGGCGUGUCGAAAAAGUUCGACAGAUUGAGGAGUUUUGUGUUUGCAGAAAUCCUUGGUGUAAAGUCUUCGCUUGAUAUCCUCGACCUGGGUAAAACAUGGCUCUCAUUGGCCAUUAACUUCCUUAAUGUUGAUCAUAAUGAGAGUCCCCAGUAUGAGGUGUUGCCUCCACACAAAAUGGGCUUGCUUGUUAACCAUAUAUCCGAGUGGUUGGAUUCUGACAUUGCCUACGAUGAUGAUUUUCAUGUUAUCAGAAGUCUAUUGGCUCUUUUCUUUUCGAGUUUGUUGGCCGAGCACUCAAACUCAGUUUCUGAGAAAUGCUGGGAAGUUGCCUACGACUUGUGCCUCAAUAAUCUCAGCACUGCUCAGCUUGCAGUUUCAAAUAUUGAAUUGCGAUUCUUCACCAUCAAGCUUGCAGCUACACUUUUAAAGUCAGCAGAUGAGCAAGGCGAUUGGAAGGAAACGAGAAAGUCUCUUAUUGAAGAGAUUUGUGAUCUCAUCCUGAACCAAGAAGUUGAAAGAAAUGAUGAACAGCGUGAUAACCAGGCCAUUACAAUGACCAACGAGAUUGUGAGGAGAAUCAUGAGCGGGCAUUGCGUUCCAGAUUAUCUCAUCGCUGACAAUCUGGAGAAAUUUUAUAAGAUUGUCCAUAACUCAACCUUCGUGGACAUGCAAAGAGUUUCUACGAUGCUUUUGCAGAGACAUAUUUUGUCAACUCGAGAUGAAUUUGUUGUCGAAUACCAACUCAACAAAUCCAAUUUGGGUGACUCUCUGGAGAACCUAGCUGAAGCUAAGUUACCCGAACAGCUUAUUAACUCAGUAGCCGAGUUUGGAGAGGAUCUCGAAACAUCAAUUGGAAGAGAAAGGGAUCAUAUUGUGACAUCUUACUUAUGGAGUUGGCUUUUGAUCUUUGCAUUCUUCAAAGACUCAACUUAUGGGAUUCGAACCGACUACAUCAAUCAACUUAAAGAGCAUAAGUCAAUUGAGCAUUUGUUGAAUGUUAUUUUCGACCAUGUCGACAUUGCAGAUUCCAAGUUUUUGAAGACUUUAGUUGACGGAAAUUUGGAAAACACUAACCGGGUCGACCCUGAGAAUUGCAAGAUUUCAGAAUAUUCAGUGGCAACUGGCUGUGUGGGCGAGGAUCUCUUGUACGAGAUGAAGUUCUUGCUCGUUCACCUCUAUUUGAUGUGUUUACAAUACCUAGGCUCUCACAGCCAACAGUGGUUCAGUGAGCUUAGAGACUUGCAAUUGAAAAGGCAAAUUGAAAAAUUCUCGGUCAAAUUCAUCUGCCCUAUUCUCACCUCCAGAAUGUUGAGUGAAGUCGAAAGUACCAAGCGCAAACUCACAGACAAAGAUGAAAAUCUAAGCAUCAAGGUUAACCAAGUCACCAACGAAAUCAAAACCAUCUAUUUGAUUGAUGAGCAGAGAAUGGAAAUGGUGGUCAAAAUACCGGAGUCAUUCCCACUUUCUAGCGUCCUGGUCCUGGGUCCCUUGCGCUUGGGAGUCAAGGAAAAUCAAUGGAAAGCUUGGUUAUUGGCUUCUCAGCGGAUUGCAUUGAGUUAUUUAACAGAAAUGUCAACUUACAUUUCUCAGGGUUUGAAGAAUGUGCAAUCUGUUAUUCGAUCUUGCAUCAAGACCACUCCCUACCAUCCAAAACUUGUCCCACUUGUCUGA
Messenger RNA from Candidozyma duobushaemuli, 8205 nucleotides. RefSeq lists its product as uncharacterized. Lineage: Eukaryota; Fungi; Ascomycota; Pichiomycetes; Serinales; Metschnikowiaceae. Gene Ontology annotation, cellular component: replication fork; RQC complex; cytosol. Gene Ontology annotation, biological process: ribosome-associated ubiquitin-dependent protein catabolic process; telomere maintenance; DNA-templated transcription. Bases 1 to 8205 code for a protein of 2734 amino acids. The record is from RefSeq and is a predicted model, not a curated record. The transcript has 4 exons. Gene Ontology annotation, molecular function: ubiquitin protein ligase activity; ribosomal large subunit binding; DNA binding.